Messenger RNA from Camarhynchus parvulus, 507 nucleotides. RefSeq names its product feather keratin 1-like. Gene Ontology annotation, cellular component: intermediate filament. Lineage: Eukaryota; Metazoa; Chordata; Aves; Passeriformes; Thraupidae. The record is from RefSeq and is a predicted model, not a curated record. The transcript has 4 exons. Gene Ontology annotation, molecular function: structural constituent of cytoskeleton. The coding region runs from base 1 to 507 and encodes 168 amino acids.
AUGAAGAGUCAUGCCAUUGAGUGCAGAGGCUGCCUCAGCCUGGAGCACAAAUCAGCACCCCUGGAGAAGCUGAAACAUGCCCAGAUCCUGAUGACUGAGGGCCUGGGGCAGUGCAGGAGCAGUAUAAAAGCAGCACCUUCUCCUCACUCUCACAUCCACUCCUCUUGUCUCCAUCUCAUUGAGAACAAGGCGCACCUACAGCCCCAAGCCAUGUCCUGCUACACCCGGUGCCAGCCCUGCCAGCCCUGUGGCCCCACCCCGCUGGGCAGCAGCUGCAAUGAGCCCUGUGUCAGGCAGUGCCAGGACUCCACCGUGUUCAUCCAGCCCUCGCCCGUGGUGGUGACCCUGCCCGGCCCCAUCCUCAGCUCCUUCCCACAGAACACCGCCGUGGGAUCCUCCACCUCUGCUGCUGUUGGCAGCAUCCUCAGCUCUCAGGGAGUGCCCAUCAGCUCUGGGGGCUUUGGCCUCUCUGGCCUGGGCAGUGGCCUCUGUGGCUUCCCCUGCUGA